Messenger RNA from Bemisia tabaci, 2138 nucleotides. RefSeq lists its product as uncharacterized. The record is from RefSeq and is a predicted model, not a curated record. NCBI's taxonomy places the organism in Eukaryota, Metazoa, Arthropoda, Insecta, Hemiptera, Aleyrodidae.
GUCUCCCUCGUGUGUUUAUUGAUGGUCCCAGUUCAUACUUUAACACGAAAGAGAGGGGAAGGAAAGCAAGAACUGAACAUGAGGCUCAAAGGGACCGCAUCGACGACCACUGUCGCAUCCGUGGAAAAACUCCUAUCCAACGAGUCCUCGCCGUUGGUGAAUCAAACGACAGGGGCGGAGUCCCAACUCGAGUUCCAGAUCAACCCCACGAAGCCCCCGUCGGAGGCGAUCUCGGGUGCGAGCAGCAACGUCAAGUCCCGUCUCUCCGACUUCGACAAGCUGAGCAUGUCCGUGGAACAGAGCAUCGAGGAGGUGAAGAACCCGCUGCACGAGAAGCAGGGCUACUUCCCCAACAUCCUUUCCCCCUCGACCUACGUCCAGAUGCAGCCGGUCAAAAGCUCCCACGUCAAGCGUCAGAAAGCCCACGAGUCCAAGGGAGGAUCCAUGCCGCGACCAGCCCCGGAUCAACAGUACUUUCCGUCGCCUGAGCCCGGCCCACCCGACAUCAACCCUUUCCAGCCUGAAAUCAAAGAGAACGUCAGAUACGUGUACCCAUCAAAUCAAGGACCGAUGACUUACCAUUAUCAGCCACAAAAUAAUGGUGGAUAUUCGUGGGGCUACGCCCCGCAACCCGUCCCUAUAGAUAUUAACCCUUUCCAGAUGAAAAAAAUCCCCCCAAUGGUCUCGUCGAAGAGGAGACCCAACCCUAUGAACAUGCAGCACAAAGAAAUAGCCAAGGAGGAAGCGUCCCUUAAGGUUCCGAACUUCUACAACGAGGUAGGAGAGAACUUUGAGAGCGGGAGCUUCGAGCACAAAUACGCGGACCCGGAGGACGCAGAGGAAACAGAGGGGAACCCUGAGCAGGGAGAAUCCCUGGAAGAGGUGGAGGACGAGAGAGAGCCCACGUACCCGGCGCAGAAAAUAAAAACCAUCAAGGAGGUGUACAGGACCCCGAUCGUCGAAGAGAUAGACUACGCGAAGCACCCCAAAAAGAAGAAAAAACCGCCGGCCUACGUCGAGAACACCGUCCGUCACCAUGAAUUCAGCAUCAAAAACACCUACCCCGCCAACCCGCAAGAGGAACUCAAACCCUCCGAGAUUCCGUCUUUGGAACAGGUCACGAAAUUCGUGCCGCAAGGCCCUCUCCUCCGAGCGCCAUCCACGGGAGUAUCAGCCAGCGUGCGGCUGACUCCCUUCUACACGAUCUACCCGCGGAGCGUGGUGACAUUCCGCCCGGUGAGUCCCCACUACCGACCCCGGUCAAAGGGGGUGACGAUCUUCGUGCGCAACGGCCUGCCACCCUUGCGACUCACCCGGCAGCCCCCGCCGACCUCUGUGACGGUCCACCGGCACCAGCACCGGCACGUGGCGCCCCCGUCGGCGCCCCUCUGCGCCCCCUGCGCCGCCCCGCUCAAGCAGAAGCAGAAGCACGCCUACCCGACGAUCCAGGUCCGCCCGCUGAGCCACAAGGAGGCCGCCAAGCUCUUGAGGAGCACGCAGAAGUACAAGUCGCCCAAGAAGCAGGUCGGGUGUGUCACGAGUGUCCCCUAUCUCGACGGGCGCUAUCGCAUCAACCCCCUGUAUCACUAUGAUUACAACUACCCGCAGAUCAAGGUGCCGAAAGGGUUCUCGACGUACCCGGUCUACUUCCCGCGGUUCCCGUCGGCGCUCCCCCUGAAGAGCCCCUACAAGUUCGUGGAGCCCUCGGUCUACGCGAAGCAGCACUUCUACACGGACUACGCGCGGGCGCCGCUCCUGGAGGCGAAGACCCCGACGGCCGACUACCAGGUGCAGGAGUCGGAGGAGGAGGCGCCGGAGCGGCCGACGGGCGGCGGCGGGGCGGGGGGCGCGGGGUCCCAGGAGGAGUACGGCGGGAGCGAGGAGGAGGACGACGCCAUCCGGAAUCAGAUCGAGUCGGAUUACCAGACGACCAAGUACCACGACGACCAGCACUUCAAGCCCGAGGACGAGAGCCGCACCCGGGAGGUUUACACCGACUACGGCCCCGACGAAGAGGAGUCCAAGAUCAAGACGUCCAAGUUCCAGACCAGGAGGCCGAGGAGCAACUACGCUUACUCCCAUCAGAUCCAUUACUAUUGAGGGGUCACUUAGAGUCAAGACAACACCCCUCAUGGAGU